Schistosoma guineensis is the source of this 632-nucleotide messenger RNA. NCBI's taxonomy places the organism in Eukaryota, Metazoa, Platyhelminthes, Trematoda, Strigeidida, Schistosomatidae. The record is from the annotation of a GenBank genome assembly.
AUGGGUGACGGAUCCAGGAAGGCUGUUAUCAAAAAUGUAGAUAUGUCCGAGGAAAUGCAACAAGAUGCGAUAGAGGCAGCAACCCAAGCAUUUGAAAAGUACAACAUCGAGAAAGAUAUUGCUGCAUAUAUUAAGAAAGAAUUCGACAAGAAACAUAAUCCAACGUGGCAUUGUGUCGUUGGGAGGAACUUUGGGAGCUACGUAACACAUGAAACAAAACACUUUAUCUACUUUUACGCUGGACAAGUUGCAAUCCUUUUGUUCAAAUCCGGUUAAUAUGGAAUGCAUUUAGUGAUUAUGCUAACAUUAUAAAGUUUGUAUUUGAUUAUAAUUGUUUUUUUUUAAUAAACGGAAUACACCCGUUAAGAAAUUAAAUGAGAAAGAUUGGUGCUGAACUAAUCUUUCUUAUAUAAUUGUUUUACUAUGCGUUGAAGUAGUGACAAUAUGUAUGUACACACUAAAUUCUGCUCGCUAAGUGGAUGGCAAUCUAAUUGCGCAUACCGCGUCAUUUGAUCAGUUUUCUUGAUAUUUGAUUACAUGUGGUAAUCUAAGUAUCGAAUAUUAAACACAAACGUUGCAUACUGAGAAAUAGCAUUAAGUGCCAGUCUAAUCCAUCGCAUGUUAGUGUUACC